AUGAGGCUAAGACUCAUUUCAUUAUGAAUAUUUAAAAUAAAUAUUUUAAGUAUUUUCUCCCUUUUGUUGAUGUGCUCAGCCCAUGUUUAUUCUGAACAAAGAAAUAUAAAAACAUUCAAUCUUUCCUUUAGUUAAUUUUAUCAAAGCUACUUAGUUUAUACUCUUGCAAAUAUCAGAAAGGUCUUAAAACUAAAUAGUUAAAAGCAUUUUAAAGCAGUCUGCUGAUCUUGACCGCUUUCUGAUUUUUUAAAUAUUGUUAAUGAAUGCAUUUUUUCCCCUUAUAUUCACAAUAGCACCAUCAUCUGAUUAAAUCCAUUCAAAAGUAAAUAUAAUCAAAUUCGUCCUUUGGCAUUAUUAAGAACACUAUGGACUCAAUUUUAAUAUUGUCCAUAUUCCUAACUUUUAGAAAACGUCUAAUGCUUCUGACUUGUUUAUUUAUUGUAUUUUCUUUGUAAAACGAAAAAUAUCAAAACGGUGGUGUCCAAUGAAUACCAAAAUUUCGAGUAAACAUUGAACUAUUAUAUUCUCAUAAAAGAAACUUUUUUUUACUGGAAAAGUAAUCUCAAGUUCAGGUACCUUUAUUUUGAAGGGUUCCGGUGGUUUCUGUGGUGCAGCUGUCUGCAGGAAAUUUCCGGUCUGUUGUCAGUCGGCAGCGAAGCCAUGCCGAGCCUAAAGCUGAUAUCUGCAACCGACACGCAGUAUUCAGCAGCUGUCCUCAAGUCUCUGAACGAGCAGCGGAGCAAUGGCUUGUUUUGUGACAUCACCAUCAUCAUACAGGACAAGAAAUUCAGAGCGCACAAAACAAUCCUGUCGGCCUCCAGCACGUACUUUCACCAACUUUUUGCCGUCGCCGGUCAAGUCAUCGAGCUCAACUUCAUCCGGCCAGAAAUCUUUGAGCACAUCCUCAACUACAUCUACAGCUCCAGGAUCAUCCGCGUCCGCUCCGACAUGCUGGAGGAACUCAUCCGCGCCGGAAAGAUCCUGGGAGUGAAGUUUAUUGCGAACUUGCAUUCGCCACUGUCACAAGUGAAAGGUCUGUCGGGUUUGUCCCAGGAGACGGGAAGCAAGAGCGACGCCUCUACUGAGACUAUGCCCGUCAUCACAGAGUCCUUCUCCAUUUCCGCAGAGGAAUUCAAUCAGACGAAGAAACCCGGGGGUAACGAGGAGGAGGGCGAUGAUGUAGUGUUCGUCUCCUGCACCGACGCUCAAACCAGAGCGGCGAGUCUCAAGGCCAACCCUUCUGACAUCAUCGAUUUGGAAAAAGUGGAAUCGGAAAACGUUGAACCCAAACAAAGCGAAGAUUCGAAUCAUGUUGCGGCGGAUGCAGGAAAAGCAGCCACCACACCGAAAACUAACGGCGCAAAGUGUCAGGUGAACAGUUCGGACCGCAGCUCCAGUAACUCCCCGGCGACGCACGCCCAACCAGGCAGCCUCACACCGGGGCCGACCAGUGAAAGCACCGACAUGUUGGGAGUCCACAAGAAGCAAGUCGCUGUUUCAUCCCAGGAGGGCGAUCCCAAAAUACGGCUUCUGGAUGUUUCCGGAGUCUCCGCUAGCAGCGCCAAGGGAACUAUAGAGGCGAAACAGACGGUGACCCUCGACACCGGCACGGAAAUCGAUUCGCUUUCAUCCGGAUGUAAAGUUUAUGCCAACAUCGGAGAGGACACGUACGACAUCGUCCAAAUGAAAGAAGACCCAGGAGAAGGAGGAUCAAAACCCAACAAAGGAAAAAGAGCUUUAAUGGCGACGCCCAAAAAGGCCUUCGACCAGACGCCGCUGUCGCCGACACUCAGUCCGAACAGGAAGAAGAACAAAAUGGAGCUGGACGACCACUACGAGCUGAUCAUGGAUGGGAAGACUUUCUACGUUUGCGCCGUGUGCAAGCGCCCGUAUGUGUGCAUCACGAGUCUGCGGCGUCACUUCAACACCCACUCGUGGGAGAAGAAGUACCCGUGUCGCUUCUGCAACAAGGUGUUUGCCCUGGCGGAGUACAGAACUAAACAUGAAGUGUGCCACACGGGCGAGAGGCGGUACCAGUGCCUGCUGUGCAACGACAUGUUCCAGAACUACCAGGUUCUGUCCCACCACUGCAAGCAAGUCCACAAUCAGGACCCGAGCGGCAGGAAGCAGAAAGACGACGGCGACAACAACCUGUACCGCCUGCUGCCGUGCAGGUCGAAGAAGAAGUCAUACGUGACUGACCUGCCGGGAACGCCGUUCAUAUCAGAGGACGGCAGCAUGCAGGAGAUGAGCCCCGGCGAAAUGGAGGCCAUGCACUCUUCGGCGCAGAGCGGGAUGUACUGGGACGACCUGUUCACCGAGCCGGGCGCUCACAUGCAGCCGGACUCCGAGUCGCCGGCGAUGAGCUCCCCGACGCAGGGACCCAUGGAGUUCGAGUACAUCACACCGUAGAGCCGCUGGGAAGCAAUCAGUCCGCCGGAUAUCCUGUGCCUUCUCGGUUACGCUAACUCUGUGUUCGUCCUCCAAUUCAGAUCAUGUUUUGUGAUUAAAUCUAACCCUACGCCAAAUUAAAGCUACAGUAUGCAAGUUUUAUAAAAAAUUAAAAAAAAUAAAUUUACAUGUUUGUUAAAGCUGUUAUGAUGGUAUGAGACAGACGAUCUGUGGGAAAAUCAAUCUCUGUGCUGCUAUUGCCUCUGAAAACAUUAAUCAAUAACAGCCAAUCAGAACCAGGAGGCGGGUACAGAAGAGGAUUAGAGCCGCUGAGAAAAAUAUUCUGCCCUUUUCCUCAUAAUUCUGACUUUGAUCUUGGAAUUCUGGCUUUGAUCUUCUGUGUUGCCCUGCGACAGACUGACCACCUGUCCAGGUGACUCUGCCUCUCGGCUGGAACGUUAGCUGGAGAGGC
Molecule: messenger RNA, 2863 nt
Organism: Poecilia reticulata (guppy)
Lineage: Eukaryota; Metazoa; Chordata; Actinopteri; Cyprinodontiformes; Poeciliidae
Gene: zbtb33
Product: zinc finger and BTB domain containing 33
Biological process (GO): regulation of transcription by RNA polymerase II
Molecular function (GO): protein binding; DNA-binding transcription factor activity, RNA polymerase II-specific; RNA polymerase II cis-regulatory region sequence-specific DNA binding
Source: RefSeq, a predicted model, not a curated record